AUGGGCGCGGUGCGGGUCCGGGGCAUGCAGGACCUCACCGGUGAUGGAGGGGUGCGCAAGCAGGUGCUGCGCUCUGGCACCGGGCAGCUUGUGCCCCCCGACUCCUCUGUAGAAGUGAAGUACUCUGGAUACUUGGAAGACUCAGCUGAGCCUUUCUGCACAAACCGCAACCUCAAGGUUCCUGAGCUGAUGAAACUUGGAAAGGACAUUACACUGUGGGGCCUGGAGAUUGGCCUGCUGACGAUGAGGAAGGGAGAGACAGCAAGAUUUAUCUUCAAACCCAGUUAUGCCUAUGGGCAGCAGGGCUGUCACCCUGUCAUCCCCCCAGAUGCCACUGUUACCUUCGAAGUGGAGCUGCAGGACUUCAUAAACUCGGCUGAAUCCGACGCCUUCUUUGAGUUGACUCCUGAGCAGCAGGAUACGUUUCCACUAGAAAAGGUGUUGAAAGUGGCAGACGCAGAGAGGCAGCUGGGCAACUUCCUCUACCGUAAGAGAAACUUUGAGUGUGCCAGAGACAGAUACAAAAGGGUCUUGUCCAUCCUUGGUCGCAGCUCCUCCAGUGAGGCAGAGCAGUGUCAGAUCAACGCUUCCAAGCUGCUGGUGCUCCUCAAUCUCUCACUCACCUACCUGAAACUGGAACGUCCUGCCCGAGCUUUGGCAUAUGGAGAGGCAGCCUUGGAGAUUGACCAGAGAAAUGCCAAAGCACUGUUCAGAUGUGGCCAGGCCUGUCUCUACAUGACACAGUAUGAAAAAGCCAGGGAUUUCCUGCUCAGAGCUCAGCACAGAGAGCCAUUUAACCACGAGAUUAAUGAGGAGCUGAAAAAGCUGGCCAGCUGCUACAAGGACUACAUGGAAGAGAAGAAAAAAAUGUGCUGCCGAAUGUUUGCCUCUCUCAGAUCAUCUGACUGA
Indicator indicator is the source of this 909-nucleotide messenger RNA. It is a transcript of the gene FKBP6, whose product is annotated as FKBP prolyl isomerase family member 6 (inactive). NCBI's taxonomy places the organism in Eukaryota, Metazoa, Chordata, Aves, Piciformes, Indicatoridae. The record is from RefSeq and is a predicted model, not a curated record. Gene Ontology annotation, molecular function: peptidyl-prolyl cis-trans isomerase activity; protein binding. The coding region runs from base 1 to 909 and encodes 302 amino acids. The transcript is spliced from 7 exons.